Molecule: messenger RNA, 2446 nt
Organism: Medicago truncatula (barrel medic)
Lineage: Eukaryota; Viridiplantae; Streptophyta; Magnoliopsida; Fabales; Fabaceae
Product: endoglucanase 12
Exons: 5
Coding region: 383-2257 (624 amino acids)
Biological process (GO): carbohydrate metabolic process
Molecular function (GO): hydrolase activity, hydrolyzing O-glycosyl compounds
Source: RefSeq, a predicted model, not a curated record
UGCCAUGUAUCAGCACUCUUCAAAAGUCACAACACGCAAACUUUAUAGUAGAAUGAAUUAAAUGGUUCUUUGCAUACAUAUUGACACGAAUAUUCUCUCCAAAAAUCUUAAAUCAAACCCCUCUUUCCCUUCUUCUCUUAUGGUGCAUAAUCUUCUAAUUUGCACCAAUUUCUCUCAUCUCUUCCAAAAAAUUUAUUCCCAAUAGGAGUGCGAGCGCAUCAAUCUUUCUCAUAUGAUCUUCGUGAUUAAUCUGAAGUUCCAUCAGAGGAGGUGAUUGAAGUAUAGCGAAACAUUGUCGCUAGGAAGAGGGGAGUGAUCAAAAUUGAUGCAACAAAUAUACUCCUCUUAUCAUCAACGACUAUAUUAGAUUUAAUUACUCAUCAUGCAUUCAAGGAAUCAAUGGGGAGGGUCUUUUGAGCUGAGCAGCAAUAGUGAAGUGCCAUCGGGAGAUGAGACCAGCCGCACCGGAGAUCAAUGGGACAAGGCAGCGUUGCUCGAUCAUGGUAAUCGACGCGAGGGAUUGGAUGAGACACUACAAAGCUGGAUUCUUGAAAGGCCAAAUAUGAAGAAGAAGACCAAGUAUGUGGAUUUUGGAUGCAUCGUGUUGAGUCACAAGGCAUUGAAAUGGAUUUUUGGUAUAAUCUUUGUGGGUUUUUGUGCAAUUGGUCUUCCUAUCAUCAUUGCCAAGGCUUUGCCUAAACAUCAUCCUUCACCUAUACCACCUGAUAAUUACACCCUUGCUCUUCACAAAGCACUACGCUUCUUCAACGCUCAGAAAUCUGGGAGAUUGCCAAAGAGCAAUGGAAUUUCAUGGAGAAGGAACUCAGGUUUACAAGAUGGAAAAGACACUGAUGAUAAAAAAGGACUUGUUGGUGGUUAUUAUGAUGCUGGGGACAAUAUAAAGUUCCAUUUUCCCAUGUCUUUUGCUAUGACAAUGCUAAGUUGGAGUGUGCUUGAAUAUAAGCAAAAAUAUAUGGCAGUGAAUGAGUAUAAUCAUGCCAGAGAACUCAUUAAAUGGGGUACUGAUUAUUUGCUCUUAACCUUCAACAGUUCUGCAUCCAAAAUUAACAAAAUUUAUGCUCAGGUUGGUGGAUCACUGAAUGGUUCUAGGACACCAGAUGACCACUACUGUUGGCAAAAACCAGAAGACAUGAGCUAUCCGCGCCCAACAACGACUGUAUUUGAAGGACCUGAUCUUGCAGGAGAAAUGGCAGCAGCAUUAGCAGCAGCUUCUAUAGUUUUCCUAGACGACGCUGCUUAUUCAAAGAAACUCGUCAAGGGAGCUGAAACUGCCUUUGCAUUUGCAAGAGACUUUGGUAAAAGAUCAACAUACAGUCGCGGAAAGCCUUACAUUGAACCCUUUUAUAACUCAUCUGGUUACUUUGAUGAGUACAUGUGGGGUGGUGCUUGGUUGUAUUUUGCCACCGGAAAUACUACCUACAUUUCAUUGGCAACUAAUCCUGAUGUGCCUAAGAAUUCCAAGGCAUUUUAUAUGAAGCCUGAUUUGAGUGUUUUGAGUUGGGAUAAUAAGUUACCUGCUGCAAUGUUGCUGCUAACAAGAGUUAGGAUGUUUCUUAAUCCUGGUUACCCUUAUGAGGAUAUGCUUAGUAUGUACCAUAAUGUUACUAGUCUUACCAUGUGUUCUUAUCUUCAUCAAUUCAAUGUCUUUAAAUGGACUAAUGGGGGGUUGAUACAAUUGAACCAUGGACAACCACAAUCUCUCCAAUAUGUUGUCAAUGCUGCAUUUUUGGCAUCUCUUUUUGCUGAUUAUAUGGAAGCCAAAGGUGUUCCUGGAUGGUAUUGUGGUCCUAAUUUCUUUCCAAUAUCUGUUCUAAAGUCAUUUGCAACCUCUCAGAUGGAUUACAUCAUGGGUAAAAAUCCAAUGAACAUGAGCUACAUAGUAGGAUAUGGCGAAAAGUUUCCAAGACAUGUUCAUCAUAGAGGUGCAUCGAUUCCAAAUGAUCACAAAAAUUACUCAUGUACUGGUGGUUGGAAGUGGCGUGACAGCCCUGACCGAAAUCCCAACAACGUUACAGGAGCAAUGGUUGGAGGACCAAAUCCCUUUGACCAAUUUCAUGAUUCAAGGAAGAAUUACAACUAUACUGAACCAACUUUAGCUGGAAAUGCAGGACUAGUAGCUGCCUUAAUUUCCUUAACAAGCACAACAGGUAGUGGCAUUGACGUUAAUACCAUUUUUGAAGCUAUUCCACCAUUUGGACCAGAAAAUCCACCUCCACCACCUCCUUGGAAACCAUGAUAUCAUUUAUCUAUUUUUUCACAGUUUGAUUUUAUCCUAGCCAUUUUUGUGUUCUGGACAAUACUUCUUCAAUUUUUAACUUAUUCAUGCAUGUAAAUUCAUUUAUUUAUAAAUGACUUAGCUCGUUGUACACUCUCAUAUAUCAUUUAAAUUUGUUAUAGCAUUUUAGCCUUGUGGAUCGCAAAACCA